UACGCGUGUAAUUUAUUUAAUUAGGAAAAAAAUCAAUUCAAGUCGAAGACUUUUUACUAUAAACCAUUUAUAGUUAACAUCUGACAGUUGUUGAGAGAUUUAAUUACUGUCACGAUAUAAUUAAGUAAUUAUAGUUCCAAUUAAUUAUUGGUACAUUUAUAUAAAUAUACUUGUAUCAGUUAGUACUAAAUGAAUACUUUAAGGGAAAACAAUACUUUAUCAUCAUCUCCAGCAUCUAUGAAAGAAGAAGAAAUUAGUGGAACCAAUAGUAAUAGUAAUAAUAAUAGUAAUAAUAAUAAUAAUAUUCAUAAUAAUAAUACUAGUACUAUUAAUAUGUCUACUGCUGCUACAGCUACGUCCAAACCAAUUAAACCAAAGACUCCUUUGAAAAAGGAAGAAUUAGAAAAGAUAGCUCUUGAACUUCGAAAGAAAUUAUCAAGAGCUUCAAUAACUGCUAAAAAAUCUUUAUCACCUGGGGAUAUAAGAGAUAACUCAAAUUCAAAUUUAAAUUCAAAUUCAAAUUCAAUUUCAAAUUCAAAUGGUAAUCAUGAUAUUUCAUCAAAUUCUAUUAUUUCAAAUAAUAAUACUAGUAGUAAUAAUAUAGCUAAAUCAAGUCCAUUAAAGACCUAUAUAUUAAGAAAACAAUUAGCAUCAUCUCCAAUUAACAAUAGUGUUACAACGGGAUUUUUAUCAUCUUCACCUAAUAAUUUAUAUUCACCAUCAGGAAAAUCACCAACUCAUAUUAAAACUCCAGCUGCAAUUUAUUUAUCAUCAUCUCCAUUAAAAAAUGUAGCUAAUAUUUCUAAUGAAGAAGAUUCUCCAACUAAAAGAAGAAAACAUUCACCUUCAAGAUCAGGUAAUAGAUCUCCUCAAAUGAUUUUGGAAGAGAUAUCAAGACCAAAUACUCCUUCUAGUAUUAAUAGACCAUACCCUGCUGUUUUAAAACCAUCACUUGAUUUAACCAGUAAUAAUAAUAAUAAUCAUGAUGAUAAUCAAAUGAGAUUAAAACAACAACAAACUACUCCUACAUUACAAAAGAAAGAUUUGGCCUUUGUUAACACUCCAAAUAUUUUAUUACAAACUCCAAAACAAUCAAGACCAUCAACAGUUACUAAUGGAAAUUAUAAUGAUGAUGAAGGGGCCGAUCUUUUAAUGUAUUUGGCUACAUCACCAUCACCAGCCAAGCCUCAUUAUUCAAAUACUCCACGUACAUCUGCUUUAUUACAACAACAUACACAAUUUCAAAAUGCUGGGGCUGGUCCUUCAUCAUCUUUAACUUCAACUUCAACUUCGACUUCUUCAGGUAUAAUGAAAGUACCUCCACCAUCAUCAGUAUCUUUCAUAGUUCCACCUCCACCUGUAACACCCAAGAGACUUCCAAAUUCUUUAGGUCAUAAUUUAGCCAAUACUAAGACUCCUCAAAAUAGAUUAACUCCUUCAGUAAAUUUAUUUAAUGCAUCAGCUGGUGGAGCUGGUGGAUUACCAUCUCAAGGAUUAACAUUAACCCCUAAUGGAUUUAAUAUGAAUGAUUAUGUAAAUUUCUUUACUCCAUCACCUAAUUCUGCUAAUUUAGGUAAUGCUAAUGCUAAUGCUGUUAGUAAGAAUUUAUUAAGAACUCCUGAUUUUAAUAAUUUAUUAAAUGGUGCUACUCCUCAUAUAACAGUUGAUGGUAGAUCAAAAGUUGAUGGUAAAUUAUUAAAUUUUAAUAAAGUAUUAUUUAAUAAUAAUGCCUCUAGUCCUCCAUCAUCCUCGGGUUCCAAUACUGCUACGGCUGGUUUACAUACAGAUGGGUCAUCUAAGGAUUAAUUCCUUCCCAAAUCAAAACAUUUCUAUUUCUUUCAAUUUCAAUUUCAAUUUCAAUCAUAUGAUUUCUAUUCUACACU
Messenger RNA from Scheffersomyces amazonensis, 1883 nucleotides. RefSeq lists its product as uncharacterized. Bases 190 to 1806 code for a protein of 538 amino acids. NCBI's taxonomy places the organism in Eukaryota, Fungi, Ascomycota, Pichiomycetes, Serinales, Debaryomycetaceae. The transcript has a single exon. The record is from RefSeq and is a predicted model, not a curated record.